AUGCACUCGACAUUACCUUUUCCCAUUAGUGCCUAUCACAAACCCGAGCUCAAGAAGGAAGAGGAAGAAAUCUUUGAGCAUUAUCGAAACUGGAUGGAGUUCAAUGACAAUAGAUUUGCGACAAAUCCAGAGGAAGGUGCCGGAUUCUACGAUGGUGAGCAAGUCUUGUACUAUGACUUGAUGGGCCUCAUUCCACGCGGGGCCUUCGUGGACCAUUUUUACCAUAUCGGCCCAUACUUUGCGAAGUCUCACAUUGGAUAUAAAGAUAUGGAAAUCAUUGCGACCGCUCCAGACUUUGGUUUCUGCAAUAUGGAACAGCAUUACUAUGGUGUAAGCACUGACGGACAUGACUUUAACUUCAAAUUCCGCUAUACCGGUCUUCUGCGGAAGAAGGAUGGUGUCUGGAAAUGGAUCCAGGAACACGUCUCAUUUCCCGCCAACAUCGCUACCCAAAAAGCCGAUUUUACCUGCAGUCAAGACGCCGGAGAACAUUUAAUGAUGAAAAAUGAGGACAACAAGACGAGAGAAGAGCUCGGCGGCGAAAAAGAGAUCUAA
Molecule: messenger RNA, 555 nt
Organism: Cladophialophora psammophila CBS 110553
Lineage: Eukaryota; Fungi; Ascomycota; Eurotiomycetes; Chaetothyriales; Herpotrichiellaceae
Exons: 4
Coding region: 1-555 (184 amino acids)
Source: RefSeq, a predicted model, not a curated record